Zasmidium cellare ATCC 36951 is the source of this 1428-nucleotide messenger RNA. RefSeq lists its product as uncharacterized. The coding region runs from base 1 to 1428 and encodes 475 amino acids. The transcript has a single exon. The record is from RefSeq and is a predicted model, not a curated record. Lineage: Eukaryota; Fungi; Ascomycota; Dothideomycetes; Mycosphaerellales; Mycosphaerellaceae.
AUGCUCGCAUCCUUGGCCGGCAGCUUUGUUGGCAUAGUUCUCUGUCUUUUGAAGACAGUCAGCGCCGACGCAGUUUCAAACUGCCAACCUUCCACCUUCGAGCCUCCAGAUAUCGACGGCGUCCAGUACCUGGCCAUCCAUGCCAAUGCCGAGCUCGCAUUUACGGCGAUGUCUCUUCCACCAGCCACACUAGAUGGGGCGAGCUAUACCAUCGACUUCUGCAAUGUGACAGUCACCUACACUCAUCCCGGCUGGAACGACACCAUCAACGUAUCAGUGUGGCUGCCACUCUCCAAUUCUUCAAGCAACAGCUCUUGGAACGGAAGACUCUGGGCUGUCGGAGGGUCUGGAUUUGCGGCUGGGGUGGGCUCGCUGUAUAUGACACAAGCAGUUGCAAAAGGUUUUGCUGCUCUCAUGACAGACUCGGGACAUCCGGCAGGUCUUACGAAUGCACUGCGCCUGGACUGGGCCCUAUCCAGCCCAGGGAAUCUGAAUUUACCGCUACUUUACGAUUUCGGUUUGCGGACGUUGGGCGAGAUGGGGCCCAUCGGGAAAAAGACUACCAAAGACUUCUUUGCCCGCACGCCAGACUUUGCAUAUUUCAGUGGAUGCUCGCAAGGUGGAAGACAGGGGCUGGAGAUUGCACAACGCUUCCCAACUCAUUACGAUGGCAUCCUUGCGGCAGCACCGGCGAUAUACUUUGACACUUUCCUUCCCGCGGCUUCGUGGGCGAGGCAAGUCAUGGACGAUAUGGACGUGUAUCCAUCGCCGUGCGAGAUUGAUGUUUAUAUCAAAGAAGCUGUCAAUGCCUGUGAUGGCUUGGAUGGUGUUCGUGAUGGGAUUAUUUCGCACCCAGAUCUUUGCUCUUUCAAUCCCCACUCAGUGAUGGGCAAGCAAGUUGCUUGUAACGGUACGAGCAUCACUCUCUCUGUUGCCGGCGCAGAAGUGGUAGCCGCCGCCUGGCGUGGUCCAUCAAGCCCCUCAGGAGACAUAAGCUGGCCGGGCCUGAACAAAGAUACCUCAUUAACGGCAAACUACGUGGCCACCUCGUGUGCACAACAAAGUCGAGGAUGUAGCCUGGCAGCCUCUCCGCUCCUCGACGACUUUUUCAAAUAUUUGUUAAACAAAGACCCGGCGCAUACUACAGCGAACAUGACGGACGAACAAUUCUUGGCUCAUCUCAGAACUUCUCAUCGAGAACUCGGUCCCAUCUUCGGUUCUGCCGACCCAAAUCUAUCCGAGUUCAAAGCCACUGGCGGCAAGAUGAUCAGUUGGCACGGUCUUGCGGACGAGACCAUCCCUCCAGCAGGAACGAUCGACUAUUACAAGGAAGUCCUGGCCAUCGACCCAGACGCAUCUGACUUUUUCCGCUUCUUUGAAGCCCCUGGUGUCGGCCAUUGUGCAUGUGGUCCAGGCCCUUUUCCAUGA